AUGACGACAACUACAAGUAUAACUCCAAAUACGACGACAACUACAAGUAUAACCCCAAAUACGACGACAACUACAACUACGAUCACAACCCCAGAUACGACUACUGAAACCAAAAUUACAAUCAUAGCCAUAUCUGUGGCUACUACAGCCAUAAACACAACACCGAUUACUACCACAACUAAAACUGCGGCAUCUAUUUCAGAAUCUUCAAAGAAAACUGGGGGGACUACUACUACUGUUCAACCGACUACUGUGGUAAAAUCAGAAGAAAGUACUCUAUGGAGCAGUGAAAUUUCGAAAAUUGAAUUCACGCAAACAGAAAAGUCAUCUGAAAGUCUGAGUAUGAAUAUUUUCAUGGAAAAACUUUUAUGCAACUUUUGCAAUAAAAUUAUACUUUAA
Messenger RNA from Thelazia callipaeda (thelaziosis nematode), 399 nucleotides. The record is from the annotation of a GenBank genome assembly. NCBI's taxonomy places the organism in Eukaryota, Metazoa, Nematoda, Chromadorea, Rhabditida, Thelaziidae.